UGGGGGGCACUUCCUGUUUUAUUUCGGCUUCGACUCGGGCGGCUGUUGUCAGUUUCAACAAAAUGGCUGCGCGAGCGCCGUCGGCGAGAGUCCACUGAGCACCGUAACAGCAGCGUUAGCUUGCCGUUUUCAUGGAGAUCUGGGAAGCGUUUUCCUCUCCAAGAAUUGGACGUCUGAAGAAUCCCCCCUUUUGGAUCUGAACUGCAUUUGCAUAGGUUAGCUAGCUGACGAUUAUCAUGUUUUAGUUAGUUAGCGAGCCAAGCAAAUGCCUGUUUUUUGCACUUUAAAAUAGCUUGCUCGCUUUGCAGAUGAACACUUAUAAAACGCGUAAACUGCUUGCUUUUCAUUCAAGAUUAUCCAGCUAACUAGUUGCUGCUUAGCUAGCUAUCCGGCAUAGCCGGUCAUGCCAAUUUUCGUUGUUUACAACAGCUAGCUUGCUGGCUGGCUGGUUAAAAUAAUAGUUAAAUAUCUCAGAUACAUUUUUUUCUGGUUUUGUGCAUUGGCGCUUUGUUUUCACUUUGCAGCUUUUUUGACGGAGACCCACAGUUCGGAGGAUCGUUCGCAUUCAGUUCCUUUUGAAACAUACCGAAUAGGUGUUUAAUGCAGAUAACCUCGGAGGAUGCUUGAGUUUAUAUGGAUAGGGAAUCGUAGGUGCGCCUGAGUUCCCGUCCGCCAGUCUGUUUCAUUAGCCACGCUUAAGAAGAGAAAAGGCUUUCCUGCCUGUUUUUUUCCCAUGCAACGAUCCUGUGUUGAAAGCUGCCAAAGCUCAACGUAUGAUCAUUAAGGAGGAGUGAGCGCCGCGAGACGAGAACCAUUUGAUGGAAGAGAAGAAAAGGAAGAAACAAGAGGAAAAGAGAAAGAAGGACUCUGCUCAGAAAAAGGCUGCCGAACAGAAAACCAAAGUGCCAGAAUCCGCCAGGCCUGCCCCCAGUCCUCCCACCCCCGCCAACCCCAGCGUGACUCCGCCCCUGUCCACGGUUAGCAGCAGUGGCAAUGGCAAGCGCACCCCCUCCAGCGUCCUGCAGCAGCAGCAGCAGCAGCCAGCCGCCCCACGCUACCCUCCCCGCGAGGUGCCCCCCCGUUUCCGCCAGCACGAGCACAAGCAGCUGUUGAAGAGGGGUCAGCCACUGCCCUUGGGGACCUUGCCUGUCCCAUCGGGGACGCUCUCUCCACCUCGCACCACCGCCAGCAAGCGGCCUGCAGAGUCACCCCACCAGAGCGGCCCGGGAGCCCAGUAUGAGAAUCCCCCCUGGGGACUCUGCAGCAGCAGUCGGAGCGACACCAGCUGGGAUCAAGUGAUCAUCGACGAGAGCGACGCCGAGGCGUGGCCUUCUAUCGUGCGUGGGGGCGACGGCCACGCCCCCCCAGGAUGCGGCGCGGACACUGACGCCGCGGCCGAGAGCAGCAGCAGCAGUGGUAGCAGUAGCAGUGCGAGCAUGGCCACAAGCGCCAGCCAGCAGGGCCACCUCUCAGGCCACCACUCCGGCAAGACCGGUGCCGGCCACUCCGGGAACCUCAUUACCAGCCAGGGUGGCUCCGGCCGGGGCUGGGGCUCUGGUCCUGCCCACAGCUCCCUCGCCGGGGACGGCAAAAACGACGUCCUGCCAGCGGGAGGCCGUGGCCAGCCCUGCUGGAGCUCCUCCAACUUUAACUUGAACCUGAAUCCUAAUGCCAACCCUGCCGCCUGGCCCAUGCUUGGACACGAAGGGGCCAGCGUGGGUACUGGGGGCUCGGCGGGGAACAACCCUCCUUCUCCCAACCUCUGCAGUCCAGUGGAGGGCCCACCGGCUCAGGGCAGUGGCAAUGGCAGUGUGGCUAUCGCCAAUGGCAACUUUGCAGGGAAUGGCAGUGGCGGCGGCAGCAGCGCCUGGGGGGGCGUGGCUUCGCCUGACGUCACGGAGCCACGCCCUCCCCCGCCCACGAAUGUGUCUUUCAGCAUUGAACCUCAGAACCUUAACACUGAUGGACCAAAUCACACUAAGAGAGAGCCACUGAGUCCAAUCCACAGCUUGCCCAGUUGGGGGGGGGCGCCUACAGCCAUGGGCAACGUAGUCCCGCCUUCCCAUGGAGCCCAGCAGGUCAACGGCGAGGGGAGCUCCGUCUGGGGCAAUGGGGAUAACAAGUCUCCCACUGGCAAGGAUUCCUCCUGGGAUUCUGCCCCAAGUAACUCGCAGGGGAUCCUCAACGCCUGGGGGCGUGCCGGGAGUGGGGGCUCGGCGGGCAGUACCUGGGGUCGCUCUCUGGGGGGGGACUGGGGCAAGCAUUCUGGGGAGGCUAAAGGGUGGGAGUCGGCCAACAGUCCUCCCCAGGAGCAGCACAACUCCUGGAGCUACCCUAGCAAUGCCCCUGCCAGCGAGGGUAGCAGCGACAGCCUGGAGGGAGGCUCCCACCGGAAGGAGAGGUCAUCUAGCGUGGACGCAGCGGUACCCCCUUUGCCGCGCCAGGACCUGGACCCCCGCGUGCUGUGUAAUACUGGCUGGGGUCAGAUUCCAGUGCGGCAGCACACCGCUUGGGAGAUGGAGGAGGCAUCGCGUGGUGACCACAAGAGCGACAUGGGCACCGAUGCCUGGUGCUCGUCCUCCGGCCCCGCAUCUGCCGGGCCGCCAGCAGCCCAGGAGGGACCCCCCGUCAGCGUUGCACAGAAGUCCGAUUUGAGCGGGAAGGGCGAGGGCCCAGGCACUGUGACCGCCUCAGGAUGGGGCACCGCUGCUCCGCCCCCUAGCCAGCCCGGCACCGGAUGGGGCGAGCAGCCAGUGAACAGGAAGGCUGCCAAUGGGUCUGGCGGCUGGGGCGAGUCCCACGCUGGAGGGCCAGGCUCCAGCAGCGCCAAAAACGGGCAGUCCUGGGGCGCCAAUGAGAAAUCUUCCGGAUGGGAUGACCCUCCUUCCAAGGCCAAAGCACAGGGCUGGGGCGAGUGCCCAAAAUCCUCCCAGGGCUGGGGCAACGGAGCCGGAGGCGGGAGCGGUAAUGCCGGAGACUGGGGAGAAUCCGGUGACGGGAAGAAGAACGGCACGGGGAACAUGUCCUGGGAAGGAGACGGCGGCGGCUGGAAGGAGACGUCCCGCGAAUGGGUGAAGCCUCCCACUGGGGCUGCAGGGGGCUGGGGAGACGCACAGCGCCCCGGGCCUCCGGCACAGGGAUGGGGAGGCACAAAGUCCCAGGAGGGCACUAAUGGAAACGGGGGAGGGAAGGGAGGGAACGGCGGAAAUGUGGGCUCCUGGGGGGGUCCAAACUCUGUGAAGCAGUCGGGCCCUGGCUGGGGAGCGGCCGGCGGCACGGGCCCGGGGGGAGGCGGCGGGCCGAAGCAGGAGUCAAGUGGCGAGCCCACUGGCUGGGAGGAGCCUUCGCCCCCCUCCAUCCGCCGCAAGAUGGAGAUCGACGACGGUACCUCAACUUGGGGAGACCCGAGCACUUACAACAAGACUGUCAACAUGUGGGAUAGGAACAAUCCUGUGAUCCAGAGCAGCCCCGCCUCUGGGGGCAACUCAGCCCCCGGUGGCGGGGGCGGCACCCAGCACCACCAUGAGCACCACCAUGGGCACCACCACCCGAGCCAUGCCCACGGCGCCCCCAGCAGUGGCAGCAGCAACGGUUCACCGAGCGCGGCCCCCCUUCACCAGCCGGGUGCAGCUCAGAACAGACCCCCUCUAGUGGCACCAGGCUGGGGAGAGCUGCCCAAUGUCCCGUCCAAGUCCGAAGGCUCAUGGGCCGAGCCCGCCUCCCCGGCCACCACAGUGGACAAUGGAACCUCGGCCUGGGGCAAACCCCCCAGUGGCUGUGGGAGCUGGGCCGACAGUGGGCACGAGCCGACCAGGUCCUACGGCAGGGGCAAUGCGGGAUCUGCUGCCUGCAAAUCAGCACCCAAAUCUAUGCAAGACAGCUGGGGAGGUGGUGGAGAGGAGCUGGGCGUAUCUGCGGGGCAGUGGGAGCACGACGACGGAGAUGUGUGGAAUAGUGCCACUUCGCAGGAGAGCAACUCCUCCUGCAAUUCUUGGGGCAAUCCUCCGAAAAAGGGGCCACCCAAGGGGAAGGCAUCCAACAAACAGGACGACACCUGGAUCAUGACUCACCUGGUGAAACAGCUGACAGACAUGGGCUUCCCGAGAGAACCAGCCGAAGAGGCUUUGAAGAGCAACAGCAUGAAUCUGGAUCAGGCGAUGAGUGCUCUGUUGGAAAAGAAGACUGAACUGGACAAGCGAGGGGUGGGAAUUCCAGACUACAACAACGGCCUGGUCAGCAAACCGCUGGGCUGCCGACCCUCGGCCAUUUCCAAAGAGUCCUCCUCAGACCGCGCCCCCUUCCUGGAAAAGGACGGCGGCCUGGCGGAAGAUACCCCCCCCUCACCGUUUAUGCCUUCUCCCAGCCUAAAGCUCCCACUGUCCAGCAGUGCCCUCCCCAGCCAAGUCCUGGGGGGAGUCUCCUCGGGGCUGACCAUGCAAAACUUGAACAACAGACAGAUGCAGAGUGGAAUGUUUGGCAGUACCGGAGCAGCACAAGCCCGGGCCAUGCAGCCCCCCCCACCGCCGCAGGCUCCGCCCACUCAGCCGUCAGUGCCGCCUCUCAACUCCUCCCAGCCUAAUCUCCGCGCUCAAGUGCCUCAGUUUCUCUCCCCUCAGGUUCAAGCACAACUCUUGCAGUUUGCAGCAAAAAACAUUGGUCUGAACCCUGCACUUUUAACCUCACCAAUAAACUCUCAACAGAUGACUCUGUUGUACCAACUACAGCAGCUGCAAGUGGCAUACCAGCGUUUACAGAUCCAGCAGCAGGUGAUGCAGGCACAGCGCAACGUCUCCGGGCCUCUCAGACAACAAGAGCAGCAAGUUGCACGUACAAUCACUAACAUGCAGCAGCAGAUCCAGCAGCAUCAGCGGCAGCUAGCUCAGGCCCUGCUGAUGAAGCAGCAGCAGGCGCCGCCCCCGCCGCCCCCCCAUGCCGGCCUGCACCCCGGCGCCGCCGCCGCUAAAUCAGCCCUGGACGGAUUCCCGGCCCACCCCCCCGCCCCGGGUCUCUCCGACCUGCAGACCAAAGAGCCACAGUCGUCUCCUAGCUCCUAUGCUCCCUACCAGCUCUCUGGACUGAACACCAACAUGAAUGUAAACUGCAUGGAGGUGGGCGGGCAGCCAAUGAAGGAGCCGCCUCAGCCUCAGUCCCGUCUCUCCCAGUGGACGCACCCCAACUCCAUGGAGAACUUGGCGGGAAACCCCGUCCACCUGGAACCCAACCUCAACAAACACGGUGCCAUCCCUGGGCCCAACCUGGGUCACCCUGGAAAGCCCCCCCUGGACGAUUCCUACAGUCCUUACAAUCUGAUGGCCAGCUCAGAGUCUCCCGCCAGCCCACUGGUGCCCCCAGACAGCUGGGGGCAAGGAAAGGGCGACAAGAUCUCCAACGGCACCAACAUCAACUGGCCGCCAGAGUUCUGUCCGGGCGUCCCCUGGAAGGGCCUACAGAACAUCGACCCGGAGACGGACCCCAACAUGACCCCCGGAAGCGUCCUGAGCGGGCCCACCAUCAACACCAACAUCCAGGACGUGAACCGCUUCCUGCUGAGAGACCGGAAUGGAGGUAAACUCUCGGACAGGAAGUCGGCCUGGUCUCCGGGCCCCAGCUUGCACACGCAGGCCUCGCUUUCCCACGAUCUCUGGAAGGUUCCCCCCGGUCCUCGCAGCACCGCCGCACCGUCCCGCCCUCCCCCCGGCCUGACCAAUGCCAAGCCCUCAUCCACCUGGGGAGGCAACACGCUGGGCCUGGUGCCAAACUGGGGCAGCUCUUAUCCUUCAGGUGGGGCCACCUGGAGCACCGACAGCUCCAGCAGGACCAGUAGCUGGCUAGUGCUGAGGAAUCUCACUCCCCAGAUCGACGGUUCCACACUACGGACCCUGUGCAUGCAGCACGGCCCCCUCAUCACAUUCCACCUCAACCUGACCCAGGGCAAUGCCGUCGUGCGCUACAGCUCAAAGGAGGAGGCUGCCAAGGCCCAGAAGUCCCUGCACAUGUGCGUGCUGGGAAACACCACCAUUCUGGCCGAGUUUGCUGGGGAGGAGGAGGUCAACCGAUUCUUUGCACAAGGUCAGUCCCUUACGCCCACCACCAGCUGGCAGGCCAACCAGGGCACCAAUCAGACACGGCUGGGAGGGGCCGGAGCGUCGCAUGCUAUGGGCCACUGGAACUCCGGCGGUCUCGGUGGUGGAGCCAAGGCUGGCGGCGAACUGCUAUGGGGCGGAGUCCAGCAGUACUCUAGCCUAUGGGGACCCCCCAGCGGUGAAGACACCAGGGUCAUCGGGAGCCCCACCCCAAUCAACACACUGCUUCCCGGGGACCUGCUGAGCGGAGAAUCCAUGUAGGAUCAUGUGCCACUCCCCCCGCA
Brienomyrus brachyistius is the source of this 6367-nucleotide messenger RNA. It is a transcript of the gene tnrc6c2, whose product is annotated as trinucleotide repeat containing adaptor 6C2. Gene Ontology annotation, molecular function: protein binding; RNA binding. Gene Ontology annotation, biological process: positive regulation of nuclear-transcribed mRNA poly(A) tail shortening; miRNA-mediated post-transcriptional gene silencing. NCBI's taxonomy places the organism in Eukaryota, Metazoa, Chordata, Actinopteri, Osteoglossiformes, Mormyridae. Gene Ontology annotation, cellular component: P-body; nucleoplasm. The record is from RefSeq and is a predicted model, not a curated record.